AUGGCAACUCAAAAAUUUUCAAACUUCUCCAUCGAUUAUAUUUUGGGCGAGAGCAGCAAACAAACACCAAAAUCACCUGCAGUGUAUCAUCCAUUACCUUCGCAGCAUUCCUCAGGACAUUUGACCGAAGUGGACCUCUGCCAGGAUGGAUCUAGAGGUCAUGAUGACCAUGCAACUUUAAUGAUGAACUUUCCAUCAUCAUCCUGGGCAGAAAUGUGCAGAUGCUGUGUUCCAGUAGCAUAUUAUCAAACAAGCUUUAAUUCCAACUACUAUGCAGGUCAGCAGUGGCCCUUCUAUAUGUAUGGACCAGGAUGUGACAAAGCUGACAAUCGCUGCCACCAAAUUACACCUCAGAGACAGCGCAGUAGAGUACGAACCGUUUUUACGGACAGCCAGACGGAGCAGCUCGAUCGACUCUUCGCUAUCACGGACUACCCGACCAUGGAGGCCCGCGCUGAGUUAGCAAAGAGCACCGGCCUCAGUGAGGAGACUGUGCGGGUGUGGUUUAAAAAUCGACGUGCACGCAGAAAAAGGCAGACAACUUGCUCUGGCAAAAGCACAACGCGCGCUCCCGAUCUUCCUCAGGAUUCAGAUUAA
Molecule: messenger RNA, 597 nt
Organism: Myxocyprinus asiaticus (Chinese sucker)
Lineage: Eukaryota; Metazoa; Chordata; Actinopteri; Cypriniformes; Catostomidae
Gene: dharma
Product: dharma
Exons: 3
Coding region: 1-597 (198 amino acids)
Biological process (GO): regulation of transcription by RNA polymerase II
Cellular component (GO): nucleus
Molecular function (GO): DNA-binding transcription factor activity, RNA polymerase II-specific; RNA polymerase II cis-regulatory region sequence-specific DNA binding
Source: RefSeq, a predicted model, not a curated record